Messenger RNA from Silurus meridionalis, 1447 nucleotides. RefSeq names its product SH3 domain binding glutamate-rich protein like (gene sh3bgrl). Bases 170 to 517 code for a protein of 115 amino acids. Gene Ontology annotation, cellular component: cytoplasm. The record is from RefSeq and is a predicted model, not a curated record. The transcript is spliced from 4 exons. NCBI's taxonomy places the organism in Eukaryota, Metazoa, Chordata, Actinopteri, Siluriformes, Siluridae.
AGAGAGGAGGCGGGGAACUUGGGAAGUCUGUCGCGAAGCUAAGCGAGACUUGCAUACUCCUCCGUCGGCAAGAACACUAGUCCACAGUUUUAAGGAGGAUAGGACACAUUUCAGCAGCCUCCAAAGCUACCCCUGUUUUCUGCUUUCCUAGCGUGGAAACCCGAGCACGAUGGUGAUCAAAGUUUACAUCGCGUCGUCAUCUGGAUCAACCUCAAUCAAGAAACAGCAGCAGGAUGUCAUGGGGUUCCUGGCAGCCAAUAAGAUCAAUUUUGAGGAAUGUGACAUUGCAGCCAAUGAAGAGAACAGGAAAUGGAUGCGGGAAAAUGUACCAGUAGAUUCCCGACCUGCCACAGGGAACCCCCUCCCACCUCAGAUUUUCAAUGAAGAGAGAUACUGUGGGAACUAUGAGGCCUUCUUUGAUGCACGAGAAGAGAAUGCUGUGUAUGCUUUUCUAGGCUUGACUGCUCCCCCAGGUUCUAAGGAAGCAGAGGCUCUAGCGAAAAAAGAACAGAAGUAGUCCACCGCAUCAUCGAUUACUCGAUAACCCUACACCUUACCCUAUCUUACCCUAUCUCCUAGGCUGCAACUACACCCCACUGAUUCAUUUCUAACCUAUUCAGAUGCAACACGCUGUUAUGUGCAUUAAAUUCAUAUAAUUCACCAAUCUCCUCGUCAAAUUACGGUCUUACAGACUCUGCUGUUGAAUUAGUUACAUUCCAUCGUCCUUGUUGUGAGGUUGAAAAAGAGUUCUUCGUUGUGUACAUUCGUAUGAUGGUAUUCAUUUAUGAUGUGCCAUAAGCAAGUGACUGAUUAGUGCCUGCAUCAUUUUUAAUACAAAUCGCACUUAGAAUUCAUCACAAUGAUUACUGUAUAUUCAUGUUUGAGUAAAUUAAAAAAAAAAUUAUGCUAAAGGGCUACAAUAGGUAGUUAUCAUUUGUUCUAGUUUCUGUUAGCAUAAAGUCUAGUCCCUUGUGCUUUAGCUUUAAGCUUGCUAUAUUGUCUCAAAAGAUUCUUGUCAGUCAGUGUUUGAGCUUUUGAGGACAUUAAAGGUACAGUAAGUAUAACAAUAUAAAUAUUUAGUGAUUGUCUUUUUUUUUUUUUUUUUUUUUGUUUUUGUUUUUGUAUGAAAUUAGUAGUUUCUUGGUAGCUUCCCUAAAACCAGAAUUCAGUUUGGUUAUAAAAUCUCAGUAUGACAAUAUGUUUGUCUUUUAAGGGAAUAAUAGUAUGCACUAUUUGUUAAAUGUGAGGUCCCAAUAUACCGACUAUAAUUAUUGUAAUUAUAUUUAGAUCAGCAUAUGUAUUACUUAGUGUACCUUUAACUCAUUCUACAGUGUCUUAAUUGUGUACAUUUUUCUAUUUUGUGAACAAAUAGAAAAUAUGCCAAAAACAUUUGAAGAAUUGUAUUAUUGAAGUGGGGCAGGCCAAUAAAGCAUUGUUUUAAUUAAAA